GGAGCGGUAGAGGGUCACGGUAGAAUGACGGAAACUUCCCGGGAUGCACGGACGUGGGCUCGAAAGAUGGGGCCGAAGUCCGGGUCCGAGCACAGUGGGGUACCGGUAGGAACAACGAUUGCCCGAACAUCUGUCGCCUGGGCGGGCUUGACUUGACGGACCCAAGCAACGCGGGGCAUAUUCCCCCCACUCACUGCCUGUCAUUCACUGCGAAAAAAAAUCCGCCGGGGUGUGGAGGGGCAUUGAUUGCAUCACUCAGCAUCAGGUCCAUACCUAAGGUAUCUCUCUACCUACCUGACUGAUAGUGGUUGAUAAUCGUGCAUCGUAACAAAUCAUUCCCAUAGGUACUUUGCCCACACUCAACGGCCUUCUUGAGGAAUUGCACCCCCAGAUAGGCGGUAUCUCGAUGUGCCGGUCUAUCACAGUAUCCUGACGCUCUCUUUCGAAACCCAGCAUUUUUUCCAUUUAUGAAUUGGAUCUGGAGCACCUACUCUCUAACCAUCACCAAGACCUCCCUUUCACAGCAACCCCGCCAUCAAAAUGAGUCCCUUGGUAGAGGCGCCGAAAACGGCGGUCCAGGUCCUCCCUCUCACGCCCUUCACACCCGAUCUUUACGAGCGUGCCUGGUGCUCCGUACCUCACCCUACGCUUCCACUCAUCGCCACGGCAUAUUCCAAAUCAGUCAAGAUAUUCUCGCUUUCGUCUCUUUCCUCCCACAGUACCCUGACUGGUGGCCACACCCGCUCCAUACGUUCGGUAGCUUGGAAACCCAAUCUCCCUCCUCACCAGCUAUGCCUCGUCACCGGUAGUUUUGAUUCCACCGCUGGACUUUGGCGCUGGGACGGCGAACUCCCGUUUUCUGGCGACGGCGUCAACGCCGCAGAACCCCUCGAGAUCGACCUGAGCAAGGCGGCACGCCGCUCCCUCAACGAUGCGGAUAGCGAUGGCGAGAAGGACUGGGAGUUCACUCUCGUACUCGAGGGCCACGACUCAGAGAUCAAGGGCGUCUCCUUUGCGCCAUCCGGCGCAUAUCUCGCCACGUGCAGUAGAGACCAAACGGUAUGGAUAUGGGAGGACGUGGGCGCCACCGAAGGGGAUGACGAGUGGGAGACGGUCGCCGUGCUGAAUGAGCACAACGGUGACAUGAAGGGUAUCGCGUGGUGCCCUGACGUGCCGGGACGCAACUCGCGGAGGAGGUACAGCGCCGACGUCCUCGCAAGCAGCAGCUACGAUAACACUGUGCGCAUAUGGCGCGAAGACGGUGACGGCGAAUGGGUCUGCGUGUCGGUGCUGGAGGGCCACGAGGGCACCGUGUGGGGUGUGCAAUGGGAGGAGAAACCGAGAGAAGACGGCGCCUUCCCAAGAUUGCUCAGUUACUCGGCCGACCAAACAAUACGGAUAUGGACGCUGCAAGUUGAGGACGAGGAGAACGAGGCGGGUGGCCGCGGAGGCUUCGGCGGUGGGCUGGGAGGUAUUCCCAAUACAAUGCGGAGAUCGUUGCGCGAAGAAUGGGUGUGCACGGCGAUCCUGCCCAAGGCACACACGCGCGAUAUCUACUCGGCGACUUGGAGUGCGACGACGGGGCUGGUGGCCAGUACGGGGAGCGACAGCAUCAUCGUGGUGUACCAGGAGGACGAGACUGAGGAAGGCAAGGUGAAUGGUGCCGGGGAUGUCGUACCGAUGGAGACAGACGAGGCCACCGAGGGCGGAAAGCCGGAUGAUGUACCUGUGGGAUCAAGCAAGUGGCGCGUUGCAGCAGAGGUGCCCAACGCCCACGGCCCGUACGAGAUCAACCACAUUACAUGGUGCAAACGAUAUGACGCAGGUACGGAGAGGAAGGGGAGCGAAGAGAUGUUGGUCACCACCGGAGACGAGGGAUUGGUAAAGCCUUGGCAAGUAAUUAUAUCAUAGAUGACGCCGGGGCAGGUAGAUUUGCCCUUUUGUGCAUAUUGAAAGCAUAUGUACGAUACUUGCCCGCAUCUACAUCUGGAAGGACCUGGGUAUCGAGAAUCCAUCCGACUCCCCACCAAGCCUCUUGGGCGAAGUUGAUACAGGG
Messenger RNA from Colletotrichum scovillei, 2056 nucleotides. Its product is annotated as WD domain-containing protein. NCBI's taxonomy places the organism in Eukaryota, Fungi, Ascomycota, Sordariomycetes, Glomerellales, Glomerellaceae. Bases 541 to 1911 code for a protein of 456 amino acids. The transcript has a single exon. Gene Ontology annotation, molecular function: protein binding. Gene Ontology annotation, cellular component: cytosolic [4Fe-4S] assembly targeting complex. Gene Ontology annotation, biological process: iron-sulfur cluster assembly. The record is from RefSeq and is a predicted model, not a curated record.